Pyricularia pennisetigena is the source of this 3333-nucleotide messenger RNA. RefSeq lists its product as uncharacterized. Gene Ontology annotation, molecular function: P-type calcium transporter activity; ATP binding; ATP hydrolysis activity. The record is from RefSeq and is a predicted model, not a curated record. Gene Ontology annotation, cellular component: plasma membrane. Gene Ontology annotation, biological process: calcium ion transmembrane transport; intracellular calcium ion homeostasis. The transcript is spliced from 4 exons. The coding region runs from base 1 to 3333 and encodes 1110 amino acids. Lineage: Eukaryota; Fungi; Ascomycota; Sordariomycetes; Magnaporthales; Pyriculariaceae.
AUGCCCGAAUCUAAGUUCGAGCGACAUCCCUUCCUCCUCCCGACGGAGGAGGUUGCGGCUAAGCUUAACACCGAUAUCGACAAGGGUCUCACGUCGGCGCAGGUUCAGAAGCUCCAGGAGGAGUAUCCUCCCAAUGAGCUCGAUGCAGGUGGUGCCAUUCCGUGGUACACUAUUUUCCUGAAGCAGUUGUUUAAUGCGAUGGUUCUGGUUCUUAUAUUUGCCAUGGCUUUGUCAUUUGGUAUCUCUGACUACAUUGAAGGCGCCGUUUUGGCGGCCGUCAUUGUGCUCAAUGUGUCCAUUGGUUUCGUACAGGAGUAUCGCGCCGAGAAGAAGAUGGAUGCGCUACGAGCAUUGUCAUCUCCUAGUGCUACCAUUCUGCGAGACGGCAAAACUCAGGUCAUUCCCAAUGCUGAGGUCGUUCCCGGUGACAUUUGCAUCUUGAAGACUGGAGAUACCGUUCCCGCCGAUCUCCGCCUUUUUGAAGUCAUGAACCUGUCUUGCGACGAGCAGUCGCUUACCGGCGAAUCUAUGCCUGUCGACAAAAUCGUUGAAAACUCCAUUACAGUGCCCGGCUCCGAUAAGUUGGCUGAGAGGGACGAGGAGGUGGGCAUUGGCGAUCGUGUCAACAUCGCAUAUGCGACCACUGUUGUGCGCAAGGGCCGUGGCCGUGGUAUUGUUAUCGAGACUGGAAUGCAGACCGAGGUUGGUAAGAUCGCCGCUUCGACUCGCAAGAAGCCCAAGGCCGGUCGUUCCAUGAACUGGAGGAAGUACGGCAAACGUCAGCCCGUUGUUGGUCUCUUCAAGCGCGUGUACGAUUUCCUCGGCAAGUUCCUCGGUCUCACUGAGGGCACUCCUCUCCAGAGGAAGUUGGCCUCGCUCGCAUACGUUCUUUUCGGCUGCGCAUUGAUUCUGGCUGUGAUCGUGUUUGGAGUCAACCGGUUUCAGAUCAGCCACGAGAUCGUCAUUUACGCCAUCUCAACCGGUAUUGCCAUCAUCCCCGAGUCUCUGGUCGCCGUCCUUACCAUUACAAUGGUACAGGCCACCCGUGUCAUGCGCAAGGCCAAUGUCGUCGUUCGUGAUCUUUCCGCACUCGAAGCCCUUGGUGGCGUCACCAACAUUUGCUCCGACAAGACAGGUACUCUCACUCAAGGCGCCAUGAUUGUCAAGAAGGUUUGGCUACCUGCCAGCAAGAUUUACACUGUCCGCGACUCGAUGGACCCCAGCGACCCUACCGUUGGCAAGGUCACGUACGCCGAGAAGAAGCCUGGACAAGAAGAACCCAAGCGUGAUUACGAUGCCGAACGAAGUGCCGGCGCUCUCAAGUUUGACGUUCCCGACGAGAAGCUCAACCAGGCGGACAACAAGCCCAAGAAAGUCGACGAGGCCCCUGCCGAACUGAACGAUACUCUUCGCAUGUUCCUGCUGGCAGGCGCACUUUGUAACCUCGCCACAGUCCGUUAUGAUAACGAGAAGCAAAAGUGGCAGACUACUGGUGAGCCCACCGAGAUUGCCCUGCAAGUAUUUGCACAUCGCUUCGAGCGCGGCAAGAAGGUUUUGGAGGGCAAGGGUUGGAAACAGGUGUCCGAGUUCCCCUUUGACAGCACCAUCAAGAGGAUGAGUGUCGUGUACGAUGCCCCCGGCGACAAUGACUUUGGUCUUCCCACCGACGACAGCUUCAUCUUCACCAAGGGUGCCGUUGAACGCGUGAUUGAUCUCUGCAGCCACCUCGGCCAGGGCGAUGACCUCGAGGAGAUGAACGACGCCGCCAAGGAAACGAUCCUCGAGCAGAUGAACGACUUUGCCUCUCAGGGUCAGCGUGUUCUCGCUAUUGCGUACCGCAAGUGGGAUGGCAAGUUCAAGCACCAGCAGCAUGCUCCCGGAAAGGCCGGUGCCGAGGAUCCGGAAAAGGCCGACGACAACAUUCGUAGCGAGAUCGAGAGCAACCUCACGCUCCUCGGCUUGGUCGGUAUCUACGACCCUCCGCGCAAGGAGACCACCCCUGCCAUCCGAGAAUGUUCAAGCGCCGGUAUCAAGGUUCACAUGCUUACUGGCGACCACCCCGCAACCGCCGCCGCCAUCGCCAAGGAAGUCGGUAUUCUGCCGUUCAACAUGGGCGUGCUCCCUGCCGAGAUUGCCAACUCUGCCGUUCAGAAGGCUACCGACUUUGACAAGAUGACUGAUGCCGAGAUCGAUGCGCUACCUGAGCUGCCGCUGGUUAUCGCUCGCUGCGCUCCUGACACCAAGACGCGAAUGAUCGAGGCCCUGCGUCGUCGUUCAGCCUUCAUGGCGAUGACAGGUGACGGCGUCAACGAUGCUCCAUCCCUGAGCAACGCCGACGUCGGUAUUGCCAUGGGUUCGGGCUCCGACGUGGCCAAGUCCGCCUCCAAGAUCGUGCUCACCGAUGACAAGUUCAACUCCAUCGUCGCCGCCAUCCGCGAGGGUCGCCGAAUGUUUGAGAACAUUCAAAAGUUCGUCCUCCACCUGCUGACUUCCAACGUCGGCGAGGUCAUCCUGUUGAUUGCAGGCCUUGGCUUCCAGGAUGAAUCCGGCACUUCGGUCUUCCCCAUCUCCCCGCUUCAGAUUCUGUGGAUCAACAUGCUUACUUCCUCAUUCCCGGCCUUUGGUCUCGGGCGUGAAAAGGCAAACGCUGAGAUUAUGCGCAAGCCCCCGCACUCUACCAAGCGCGGUGUCUUCACCAACCAGAUCCUUGUCGACAUGUUGGUUUACGGUUUCAUCAUGGGAGUCUGCACGCUGAUGACAUUCGUAAUCAUCGUCUAUGGCGUCGGAGGAGGCCAGCUUGGAACGGACUGCAACACGGCCUACUCCGAGCAGUGCAACGUCGUCUUCCAGGCCCGUGCCGCCGUCUUUGCCGAGCUGACGUGGCUCAUUCUCAUCUCUGCCUGGGAGUUCAAGUCGCUCCGCCGCUCCAUGUUCCGCCUUAACCCCGACUCGACCAGCAAGUUCCCCUUCUUUGCGGACGUGUACGAGAACAGGUUCCUGUUCUGGUCCGUCGUCAUUGCCUUCUUCUCCGUGUUCCUGGCCGUGUACAUCCCGGGCCUGAACACCAACGUGUUCAAGCACCGCGGCAUCACCUGGGAGUGGGGCUUGGUGUUUGGCGGCCUGAUUGUGUUUGUCGUCGGCGUCGAGGCUUGGAAGUUCAUCAAGCGCAAGUUCAACCUCCUUAACGAGCACGCCGUGGUCCGCGGACCAUUCUCGCAGGGUAGCGAGGACCCCGAGGGCAGGUCCUUUGUCAAGACAAUGAGUUUCUCCAGCUUCAAGAGCUCACUGAGGAGCAGGAGCCGAACGAGAACGAUGGAGAAGCAGAGAGAUUAG